AUGACGCCCGAGCAUUUCUCUUAACACUCAUGAGUUGCUUUGAAAGAGAUCAUUCUUGCUGGUAAAUAUUUUAUAAAACUAGUGGGAAAAUGAAUGUCUUCAGGGGGCUUUUCAUCAACAGCUGGUCAUCUGAUGUUCAGCUUGAUGGGAAAACUGCUAUAGUGACUGGAGCAAACACUGGUAUUGGGAAAGAAACAGCGAGAGACCUGGCAAAGCGGGGGGCACGGGUGAUCCUGGCCUGCAGAGACAUGGUGAAAGCUGAACAAGCCGCCAGUGACAUCAGCAGAGAAGUGGAAAAUGCUACAGUCAUGGCUCGUCAACUGGAUCUGGCCGACACCAAAUCCAUCUGUGACUUUGCUGAGUUGAUUUACAACACUGAAAAAUCUUUACAUUUGCUGAUUAAUAAUGCUGGAGUGGCAAUCUGUCCAUACUCCACAACAGCAGACGGUUUUGAGACACAGUUUGGAGUCAAUCAUUUAGGACAUUUCUUUCUCACAUUUCUCCUUAUGGAUCUGUUGAAGCAUUCAGCUCCUUCUAAAGUGAUUAAUGUCUCCUCAUUGGCUCACUCCAUGGGAAAUAUCCACUUUGUGGACCUGAACAGCAAGAAAAGCUAUCAUCCUGUGAAGGCCUACGUGCAGAGCAAGCUGGCCAAUGUACUCUUCACACGAGAGCUUGCCACAAGAGUGGAGGAGACGGGGGUGAGUGUGUAUGCUGUGGACCCAGGCUUAGUGAAGACAGACCUCAUCAGACAUAUGAAGAAGUCUCUGCAGUUCUUUGUGAAGACAUUUGGGUUUCUGAUAAAAACUCCCGCAGAGGGCGCAUACACCAUCCUGUAUUGUGCUCUUACCCCAGACCUGCCCACUGGCGCCUACUACAGUAACUGUGCUCUGGCUUCAUGCUCAAGAGCAGCUAAUGAUGACAACACUGCGAGCAGACUGUGGGCUGCCAGCUGCCACCUGCUGGGGAUUCGUUGGAGAUGAAAUGACUUCCUCCACAGCCUUAUUUCACACUAUUU
Messenger RNA from Myxocyprinus asiaticus (Chinese sucker), 1015 nucleotides. RefSeq names its product retinol dehydrogenase 12-like. The transcript is spliced from 7 exons. The coding region runs from base 90 to 980 and encodes 296 amino acids. The record is from RefSeq and is a predicted model, not a curated record. Lineage: Eukaryota; Metazoa; Chordata; Actinopteri; Cypriniformes; Catostomidae.